This is a messenger RNA of Mytilus trossulus (common blue mussel), 591 nucleotides long. RefSeq lists its product as uncharacterized. Bases 41 to 535 code for a protein of 164 amino acids. Lineage: Eukaryota; Metazoa; Mollusca; Bivalvia; Mytilida; Mytilidae. The transcript has 2 exons. The record is from RefSeq and is a predicted model, not a curated record.
GCUAUCAAAGUGUAAAAUACAUUUACUUCUGAAUUUAAAUAUGGUUUUGGAGGCGAUGUCUACAAACAAACAUACAACAACUUCAUCUGUUGAUAAAUAUGAAAAAGAGGUGGACCUUCAGAAUGAUUGCAGAUCAUUUUACCUUAAUCGUGUGAAAGCAACUGAAACCCUGAAGCAAAAGUUGGAGAAUAAAAAUGGAGCAGGUGAACCGAAGAAGACUUCAAUGUCAAUGGCUAUGGAUAGAUUACGACUUGAAAUGACUUCAUUUGUCGAUCAAGAUCUUUCCUUAAUGAGACAGCUACUGACUUUAAAUGAAACUAUCGAGGAGCUGAAAAACAAGAGGCUGUAUGGUGUUAGCAAAGAUUCUUUAGAUGACAGUGCAGACUAUCUCAAGGGCAGCACGAGUCAGCUGAGUAAAAGUGUGUCCACCAUGUCACUUGGUAGUGACUAUUCUUGUGAAUGUAGUGGAUCCGAAGAUGACACCGACCUGAACAAAAGAGAUCUAGAUUCCGAAGACUCUGGCUAUGGCGAAUGAUUCAAUACUUAAACAAAGACAGCACGUGUUAGCUGAGUAAGAGUAUGUAAACUGUG